UCAGCCUGCGGUUACACAUCAGACUGACGGGGAGCUGCUUAAAGGACAACCAUGUCUGGGCUACGUGUGUGUGUCUCAGAUUUUGAGGAAGAAGCCAAGAGGGUUCUCCCUAAAGCCGUGUACGACUACUACCGCUCAGGAGCUGAUGGGCAGAGCACGCUGGCUGACAAUGUGGCCGCCUUUAACAGGUGGUGUCUUAUCCCCCGCGUGCUGAGGGAUGUGUCCGUGGUGGAUCUGUCCGUCUCUGUGCUGGGCCAGAAGCUUAGCAUGCCCCUCUGUGUUGGAGCCACAGCCAUGCAGAGAAUGGCUCAUCCUGCAGGAGAGACGGCUACAGCUAGAGCAUGCAAAGCCGUAGGAACGGGUAUGAUGCUGAGUUCCUGGGCCACGUCCAGCAUAGAGGAGGUGAUGUCAGCAAUGACAUCCACACCAGGCAGUGGAGGCGUCCUCUGGAUGCAGCUUUACAUCUACAAGGACCGGGAGCUCACACUGUCAUUGGUGCGCCGGGCAGAGAAGGCUGGAUACAAGGCUCUCUUUGUUACCGUGGAUACGCCUUACCUGGGGAAGAGGUUGGAUGAUGUGCGCAACCGUUUUAAAAUGCCCUCUCAUUUAAGAAUGUCAAACUUCUCCUCAGCCUUGCUGUCCUUCUCAGAGGGUGACUAUGGCAAUGACAGUGGCCUGGCUGUCUAUGUUGCUAAUGCUAUAGAACCGGCCCUCAGCUGGGACGACAUCACCUGGCUGAAGAAGCACACGCGCCUCCCUGUGAUCAUAAAAGGCGUUCUAAAUGGUCAGGAUGCUGUCCAGGCUGUGAACUACGGAGUCAGCGGCAUCCUGGUGUCCAAUCACGGAGCUCGACAACUCGAUGGUGUUCCUGCAACGCUGGAUGUGCUGGAAGAGGUGGUGAAGGCCGUACAGGGUCGCUGCGAUGUCUACAUGGAUGGAGGAGUGAGGCGAGGCACAGACGUCCUCAAGGCUUUAGCUCUGGGAGCGAAGGCAGUCUUCAUCGGUCGCCCAGUGUUGUGGGGGCUUGCCUGUCAGGGAGAAGAAGGGGUCAUUGAGCUACUGGAACUUCUAAAGGAGGAGCUCCGACUGGCUCUGGCUUUGUCAGGUUGUCGCUCUAUAUCCGAGGUGAGCAGGUCCUUGGUGAGGAGAGUGGACUUCACUUCCAGGAUGUGAGAGAAGAGGCUGCUGCAGGAACUCCAGGACAAUGCGUACUUGAUGGGCCUCCCAGCGUGUCUGAUUACCUAAUUAGUUAAUUUUUUUUGUGCCCUGAGUCGUUUGGUAAAAUAUACAAAUGAUCAAAUCAAAUGGGACUGAUUGAGGUGUGCACAUAUUAGGUCUGAUAGGUUAGUACAGCUGAUCAGUAAGGAGAAAACAUGUGGCUCUGAUGCUUCUAACAGGAAGGUGUUAGUGUUGUGUUUGUAGAGGAAGGUAGGAUGGGACAUUCCUGGUCCAACACACCUGAGUCAAAUAAUCAGGUCAUUAGGAGGACUCUGGAGAACUUGGCUGCAUGCUAAGGAGCUAAUUUAGCAUUUCAUUCAGGCGUGUUGAACCAGGGACACAUCUAAAAGCUGCAGGACACCGGACCUCGAUGCCCCUGACUGUUGUUUUUCUUCCUUCCACUACCAGUAGAGGAGAGAGCUGUGGAGUGUUUGUAACUUGCCAAUCAUCAACUGUGAAAUAAAUCAUACAACUAGAAAA
Molecule: messenger RNA, 1698 nt
Organism: Fundulus heteroclitus (mummichog)
Lineage: Eukaryota; Metazoa; Chordata; Actinopteri; Cyprinodontiformes; Fundulidae
Product: hydroxyacid oxidase (glycolate oxidase) 1
Exons: 8
Coding region: 52-1173 (373 amino acids)
Molecular function (GO): FMN binding; oxidoreductase activity
Source: RefSeq, a predicted model, not a curated record